This is a messenger RNA of Meleagris gallopavo (turkey), 3176 nucleotides long. Lineage: Eukaryota; Metazoa; Chordata; Aves; Galliformes; Phasianidae. The record is from RefSeq and is a predicted model, not a curated record.
CACCAUAAGCAGUAGCUUGAAUAAUUAGUAAAAAGAACAGAAAGAAAGAAGUACCAGAUUAAUGAAAAGCAACAUUUCAUACAUUUCAUUCCCUAAUGAAGAGCUGUAUGCAGACUUUGCACAGUAUUGCAGUGUUUUCUGAAUCUUACUAAUAUCUACCUGGAAUAAGUAUAGAAGGCUGAUUUUGUGUCCAGAUGGUCCCUCUCACAUUUAAAAAUGUUCUGUGCAGCAUGUAGAUUUAUGGGGAGAAUCUUUUUUCUAAAUUGAUCUACUCUUUUAUUUAGGGUUUAACUUUCACUGCUGCUACUCACGUUGUGUUUGCUGAAUUAUACUGGGAUCCAGGCCACAUUAAGCAAGCAGAAGACAGAGCACACCGCAUUGGACAGUGCAGUUCUGUGAAUAUUCACUUCCUUAUAGCAAAAGGAACGUUGGAUCCUCUUAUGUGGGCAAUGCUGAAUCGCAAGGCCAAGGUUACAGGGAGCACCUUGAAUGGCAAAAAAGAGAGAAUGCAGGCUGAAGAAGGUGAUAAGGAGAAAUGGGAUUUCUUGAGUUUUGCUGAAGCUUGGACCCCUAAUGACAGUGCAGAAGAUCUCCAAAAUGAACUUCUGUUUACACAUUUUGAGAAGGAAAAACAGCAUGACAUACGUUCCUUCUUUUCCCCAAAAUCCUCCUCUGGAAAGAAACGCAAAAUGUUAUCGGAUAGUGAAUCAUCAUUAAAGGUUGAUGCAGAGUCUUUUGAAGCUGUGAAAGAAGAGGAUUCGGAGAAGAGCAGUGAAGAACUGGAUUCCACAAGAAUAAGUGAUGUGAAUACAACUUGUCAUGAAAGUACCUGUCAACAUGAAGCUAAAAGAGCAAGAAGCAUAAGUGGAUCUACUCCAGUCAGCUCCAGUAAGAAAAAGACUUUAACUGGAAAAAUGCCCGCUUUCUUCACAGAGAAGAACAAUAAAGGCCUUCCUUGCAGCUCAAAUAUUUCAAGCAAAAGCACAUCUUUAAAUAAAGUGUGGCACUGUAGUGUUUGCACUUACAGUAAUAAUGAAUUGCUUCCUUACUGUGAAAUGUGUAAUUGCCCUCAGAGCAAUAAAGGUGAGAGAAACUCUGAAGUUCCUACUAGUCAGACUGAAGAAGACGUGUCAGAAGACUCCAGAAGAGAUGAACAGAGAGCAGCAUGGGAUGCUGAAGAUGGUAGAGAAGAUUUGGAGGAAUUGGUGACCAAGCAGUCUGAAAUCAGUGAACAAGAAGCUGUCAAAAUCAGAAGUAAAGAAAAUGAAAGAAGGUGUGGAGAAGAUCAAUCAGAUGCAUUUCUAGUAUAUGAUGGGCUAAUGUUCUGUGCAAGCAGGAAUACUGAUAGAAUUCACCUCUAUACAAAGGAUGGUGAACCACUGAAUCUGAAUUUCAUUCCAUUGGACAUACAGCUGGAUAACUGGGAGGAUUUACCAGAGAAUUUCCAACAUAAACGAAAUCGUUCAAUGAUACUAAGGUUUGUGAAAGAAUGGAGUCACCUAACAGCAAUGAAACAGAAAGUUGUCAGAAAAAGUGGUCAGCUGUUUUGUAGUCCUAUUCAUGCUGCAGAGGAGAUGUCUAAAAAGCAGUCAGCAACAAGCAGCACAAAAAGGUAUGUGACCAAGGAGGAUGUAGCAGCAGCCUCACUUAGCAAAGUGAGCAGCAGUGGGGGCAGCGUGCGCCUCAUCACCAAAGAAAGUAGAGCUUGUCUGAGGAAUGAAAAUGCUUCUAUGGCACAACCAGGUCAUUCCACAAAGCUGUCUUCGGAGAGUGAAAAAAGUCCUUCUGUUCUUCCCUCCAAUUGGACUGAAGUUCAAAACUCCUCCCUACCCAAAGGCUAUUUGCAAGCCCUGGAUGGUGAAGGAAACCCACUUUGUCUCCGCUGUCAGCAGCCAACAGCUCAGCUUGACCAAAGCUGCCAGGCCCGUGCCUGGGACACGCGGUUCUGCUCUCUUGCCUGCCAGGAGGAAUUUUCAGUUCGUUCUAGUCAGAGCUACCUCAGGACUAAGGUGUUUGAAAUUGAACAUGGUGUUUGCCAGUUUUGUCAUCAGAAUGCCCAAGAGCUCUAUCUUAACAUCAGAGAUGCACCUAAGACUCAGCGUAAGAAACUUCUGGAGAGCUCAUGGAUGUCUCAUCUUCCAGUUGGGCAGUUGAAUGAAAUUAUAACAAACCCAACAGAAGGUCAGUUCUGGCAGGUGGAUCACAUCAGGCCUGUUUACAGCGGAGGAGGACAGUGUUCCCUGGAAAACCUUCAGACUCUGUGUACAGUCUGCCACAGAGAGAGAACUGCAAAACAGGCCAAGGAAAGAAGUCAGAUGAAGAGACACUCUAUAGCUACAAAGUACGGUUGUGAUAUCACAAAGUUUUUUGUGAAGAAGUAAAAUAAGUAUAAUCAGUUACAUUAUAUCUCAGGAAUUACUAUAGUUUUCCUCAUGCAUAAUUUUCCUCAUGCACUUUAAAAAAUAGUCUUGUAUGCUGGUAAAGAAAACAAAAAAAAUCAUUCAAAAUACUGAUUUUUUCAGAGGGCCUUGGAUGAAUGCAUGCAGAGAACUCAAUCAUGGUUACAUUUUUAUGGCCCAGCAGUUUAAAGCUGAACUUCUAUGUAUAACCUUAGUGGCAGUUUUGAAGUACUACAAUUUUCAUAUUGGUUCAUUUACGACUGUAAGAAUUGGAGGAAGUGCUGCUGAAAUUCAUGUUAGUCUUACAGUGUUCAGCUGUAGUGGGGUAUUAAGAACCAGGCAGCUAUCUUAGUGAACAAAGGGAAUAAUUUUAACUCAAUCAAAUGUACUGGAGAAAAUACAGGCUCUGCUCUCUAUUAUGACAGGAACAAGGCAGGAGAUGUGUUUCUUCUAAAACUGUCUUAUAACUACAUAUAAAAAUUAGUAGCAGCCUGGAAAGAGCUAUGAAAGGCCUGAUAGCUUCAUUUGACUUGGUGUAAAAGAUCUGGGCACUUUCAGUUCACAUUUAUUCAAAUAUCUGUUUAAAACAGCUAGCAUUUAAGGUUUGCUCAUGAGAAAUAAUAUCCAUUUUUCCUUGUCUCAUCCAAAGAUAAUUUCUGGGAAAUGCUAGAGCCAUAUUCUCUUUAACUAAAUUGCAGAGCUAAUGGUUAUUUUGCACUGUUUAAGUGGCUUUCUCUACAGUUACUUCAAAUAAAUCAGCAUCACCUUAAAGCUUUA